This is a messenger RNA of Gryllus bimaculatus (two-spotted cricket), 6770 nucleotides long. The record is from the annotation of a GenBank genome assembly. Lineage: Eukaryota; Metazoa; Arthropoda; Insecta; Orthoptera; Gryllidae.
AUGAACGCCGGGGGCGCAGGCGCGACGGCGGCCGGUGGGCCCGGCACCCCGGGGGCGCAGGAGGGCGCGGCGCAGUACCACCCUUCGCCGUCGGCGCUGAGCGCGGCAGCCAUGGUGGCGGCCGCCACCGCCACAGCCACCGCCACCGCCAGCGUCGUGGCGCUGCAGGAGCGGCAAGAGAUGGGUUCGCAGUUCGGACAGAUGAAUAAUGUUCCCCAACAUGGGAUGCAGGCUCAGCAGUAUGGGGCAGGAUAUGGGACCCAGCGGGCCCAAGGACCUCUGGGGAUGGGCAAUCCUACGUCGGCAAUGACCACCAUGGGCAACAUGGGUAUGGGCAACAUGGGAGGUGGCAUGAAUGGCAUGAGUCCCAUGAGUUCAAUGGCCAACAUGCAAAUGAUGGGCCAGAAUGGUGGCAUGCAUGGGAACAUGAUGGGAGGAAUGGGGCCAGGCUCCAUGCCCGUGCCCAAGAUGGGAAUGCAGUCGUUCACCUUGCAGGGACCAGCUGGUGGUCAAGUGUACAGGAGAAUGACCCCCUAUCCCUCUCCUGCAAUGCACAUGACACAAAAGAGGCAACAAGCUUAUUCUACCCCAGGACCUGCUUCAACAAUGCAGCCUGGUUUCUCUCCUGCAGCUGGACCACAGUAUCCAACUGGUUAUGGAAGUGGUCGACCUGCAUUCCAAAACCAGUAUCCUUCACAACAACCUAUGGGUCCUACUGGUACAUUUGCACCUGGCACUGGUGUGCGGGGUACAAUGCGGCAGACCACUCCCCCUUACACGGCUAACGGCCAAGGCAGUCACCAGUACUUCAACACUGGGGCCAUUCCUGGAGCCAUGUCCGCCCAUCAUAAUGGCAGUGCGGCUGCGGGGCAGUUCCCAACAAGCCACCACCAGGCAGCGGGGGCACCAGCGUACGGGAGCACGGGUACUGGAGCUCAGUACGGCGCUGGGGCAGCUAGCCAGUUCCAGCAGGACGUGAACAGCAUGAGGAGCAACAUGAGCUACCAGCAUAGCCCCAUUCCCGGCAAUCCCACGCCACCUCUCACCCCAGCCAGCAGCAUGCCACCAUACAUCAGUCCGAACCCUGAUGUGAAGCCAAAUUUCUCGGAGCUCAAGCCACCACUACCCAUACAGAAAGAUGAUGAAUUACGCUUGACAUUCCCUGUUCGUGAUGGCAUCAUCUUACCACCUUUCCGCUUGGAGCACAACUUGGCAGUGAGUAAUCAUGUCUUCCAGCUCAAACCCACCGUUCAUCAGACUCUCAUGUGGAGGUCUGAUCUGGAACUCCAGUUGAAGUGUUUCCAUCACGAGGACAGAUUAAUGAACACCAACUGGCCUGCUAGCGUUCAAGUAUCAGUCAAUGCAACUCCCCUCAGUAUUGACCGUGGAGAAAAUAAAACCUCUCAUAAACCUCUUUACCUUAAAGAAGUAUGUCAACCAGGUCGCAACACGAUUCAAAUUACCGUUUCUGCCUGCUGUUGUUCCCAUCUCUUUGUUUUACAAUUAGUACACCGACCAAGUGUAAGAAGUGUGUUACAAGGAUUAUUGAGAAAAAGACUUUUGACUGCUGAUCAUUGUAUAGCAAAGAUUAAGCGAAAUUUCAGUAAUACAGCAUCCUCUGGAGGAGGCAUGGGCACGGACAGAGACGGUGUCGAGCAAACUGCCCUAAAGCUUGUGUUAACAUCGAUGCAGGUGUCAUUGAAGUGUCCCAUCACCUUCAAGAGAAUAACCCUUCCUGCUAGAGGUCAUGACUGUAAACACAUUCAGUGUUUUGACUUGGAGUCCUAUCUUCAGCUGAAUUGUGAGAGGGGUUCUUGGAGGUGUCCUGUUUGCAAUAAACCUGCUCAGCUGGAAGGGCUAGAGGUGGACCAAUACAUGUGGGGCAUCUUGAAUACUCUGAACAACUCUGAAGUUGAAGAGGUGACUAUAGAUUCCUCGGCUAAUUGGAAGCCAGCAAAAAGUAUUCAAGGCAUAAAAACUGAAGAGGAUAGUGAUUCCUGUGGGGCAAAGCGAAUGAACAAAGCAAUGUCUCCAGGUAGUAUGACCCUCCCAACAAUGAAUAAUUGGGAUAUGAACCAAGCCAUGUCACCAUACAUUCCACCAGACAUGAACAGCAUUGCAAGUGGUUCCAUGAUGAACAGUGGACCUCCUCCUUACAAUGCUGCUGGCAUAAACAGAGGGAAUUCCUACGACUUCGGUGCUGGUUCGAAUCCUGGUAGUAAUGAAUAUGCUGGUGGAGGUGGACCAUUAUCACAUUUAAGUGAAUCGGUCAAUUCUUUGGAUCCUCUUAAUGCAAUGGAGAAAACAUUGAAUGAACAGAUGCCUCAUACACCCCAUACACCUCACACUCCACAUACACCUCACACCCCUGGAGGAACACCCAGCGCUCACACUCCAGGAGGUGGCAAUAGUGGGCCUCCCAGCGUACCUCCUGCCACCACCACCACUGAUGGAGUUGUUGGAAGCGUCUCCACAAGUACGGUUAGCAAUAACACAAACACCACUGGUGCAGGCACUGGCAGCCACUCGACCACAAACACGAGUGGAAGUGCAGGCACGAAUAAUGCCACAACGGAGACUCCUGAUAUUCCAUCGGACCUCAACUUCGAUCCUGCGGCUGUCAUUGAUGGUGAAGGCCAGGGACAAGAGGGCCUCAAUCUUUUACCUGAUAAUGUUGUGGAUCCAAUGGAACUGUUAUCGUAUUUGGACCCACCCGAUUUGGCUACACCACCUUCGAGUGGGGCUAGUAGUAACGGCAACAAUGGCACACCAGGCAAUACUACCAGUGAUGACAUUCUGGCACUCUUUGAGUGAAUAUUAUUUACCCAUCCCUCUCGUAAACGUUCCUUUUACUUAAGUAAAUUCAUGCAAGUGUGAGAAAUGAGCAGCAAGGAAAUAGACUUGCGUUGUGAACUUGUACAAAAAUGCAGUGUUCCUUUUGUUGUAACUUAACUGUGGUUGUGUGAUAAGUGAUUUAUUCAGUUGAAACUAGUGUGACUAUUCUAAAAUGAAAUGUACAACUGAAGUGACAUUGAAAUGAAAAAGCAAUCACAAGAGUACAGUGUUCCUAUAGUGUCACAAAUAAUGCAGCCUCAAUACAGCUGAUGUUGCAGAGUACCAUCCUUACCCCAUUGUUCCUUAAACUUAACUACUAUAAUUUCAGUUUUUACUGUGCUGUAAAAGAAAGAAAAACAAUCAUAAACAUUUGUAUGCAGUAGUGAAUACUGUGUGUACAAUCUUGAGCGAAGGGUGAGUUACCGACUAAAGUUGUUUCCUAAUUAAUGUUUUAUAAAGCCAAAAGACAAAUUAAAUUAAGGUAGGAUGAGAAAUUUUUACUUGAAACAAGACUGCACAAGUAGGAUCAUUCUCGGCCUGGCUAAUUGUCAUUAAAAUUCUAUCUUUGCUGUAAAGUAAACAAGUGUGAUAGGAAUGGGAAGGAAAUUGAAGAGAUAAUGUUUUGUGAUAUUGUUCAAUGCAUGUGACCAAAGCAGCUACGUAAUAAUCUAAAGAGAUACUGUAGGUAUAUUCAUUGUAUACAAAAUGAAUCCUUCCUGUAAAUUUGCAUACAACAGAGUGCAGCAUUUUGUUACGUUUCUCUAAAGGAGGGUGAGCAAAGAAGUGUCAUGAUACAUGUGUGCGAGGACUAUGUCCACUUACUACUGUGGAAAAACGAGGAGAUGAAGCAAGAUUGAAAAUGAGAAAGAAUGUAUGUGUAUUUAUUGUAAAUAGUGAAAAUAUUGGCAGACAGUAAAUAUCGGCCAGUUUAGAAGUUUAGACAUACUGUAAUAAUAAUUAUUAUAUAUUUUACCUGUCGUCAGAACCAAACUUGUAUAAAAUCUGUAUAAUUAUAAGGACAUUCACACAUACACUACAUUCAUGCAUCAUCUGCAUGGCUCGAUACAAAUUCAAUUAUAUAUUGUCUUAGUGUACAGCUUUAAGAAAGUAUUAUUAGUGAGAUGCACAAAACAUGAACCCUUAUGUUCAUACGUAGAUGAGCAUACAGAGGAAAAGAAACAAUCUUCAAAACAUGAAUUAUUGAUGUUGAAAAACUUAUAAAUUUCUUAUUGCAUUAUAUUUUUUUAAAAAGUAGAGUGUUAAAUAUGUGAAAUAGUUCUAAAACAAGGAAUUUUCUCAAGAAUUUGAUAAACAAGAAGGAUCUGUUAAAAUCUUUCAUGUUACACAAUGUUCUAUGACAAUUAAAAUACAGUUUUAAAAUUCUGAAGUUAUGCUCAUCUACAUAUUGCCAUAACAUGUAGAUGCACUUCAAUAUGUGGCAAUCUCUUGUGACACUCAUACCCGUACAAUUUACAUACUCCCUUACAUAAUAUAUGUACAUACAUUCUGUAUGUGCAUCCAUUGUAUUCUCCUUACCCUUGUUUCCAGUCUACAGUAAAGAGGAUUCCAGUAUUUUGGGCAUGUAGUCUUAUAAAGAAAGUAGAGUGAUCUGGAAGUUUGUACAUUAAUUAUGAAAUGAACAGUACAAACUAUGUGUCUCUGGCUACUAAUUUACAUUAAAACAAGAAAAACAAGUGUGGUACCAAAAAUAAUUUGGUUUUAACAUUUAGGUCUGAACAGUGAAAUUUUGGGGGGUUCAUAAACAAUUCAAAAAGCAGAGAUCAUUCUCCUUCCCAGCGCAUAUUUGUACAUUUUCGUUUAAAGAAUAUGUGUAUAUACAUAUUAAAAUAUAAUUGUGGAGAAUUUGUAUCAGUCUUUAAACUAUUUUUAUUGAAGUGUAUUCACAUUAAUGUACAUAUUUUUGUAAGUUAUAAGUAUUUUAACAUGUGUUUUGAAAGUAAGUGAAUACACUUGUUUUAAAGGAAAGCAAAUCUGCACAAUUUGAAUAUUACAAAUGUCAUAAUUGUAUUUUAAAUAUUAUGUACUCUUCUUUCUGAUAAAAAAUGUACAAUUGUGCAACUGAUUAUAGAGUUUAUGCGAUUGAUUUGUUAAUGCAUUGUACAUUGAAAAAUCAGUAUAGGGGCAAUCUUUUCCCCUCUGGUAUGGUGCCAUAUCUUAUUUGAUCAUAAGUUUCAUCUAAUUCACAUUUUAGAAAGGUUGUAUUGUGCAGAACAUUCACAUCUUGCUAAUAAGAACUGUUAUAUGAAGUUGAAAAUUUGUCAACUUCUGACCCAUGAAAUUAAUCCAGUAUUGUACAUAUACUUACAUUUUUAGAUUAUUUUAUUGAUAGUGCUUUAUGCAGGAAAUACUGGACUGAAAAAUUCUUCUAACUUCUUUACUUGUCAGUCUUUGUUUGUCAUAAUUUUACUGUUUUCUUUAUUUCUGUUCUAUGGUUCAUUGUGCAUCAAGUGGUAUUCAGAAAUUGAAAUGUCAAUACUGAUCAUUUUGUACUGUGUGUUAGCGUUGGACAUAUUGGUACUUGAUCAGAAAUUCAAUACUGUUAUGUAUUUAAGAAAUGUUUUACAUUUGUAAAUAUCCUUGUUUUUGCUAGAUACAUAAAUUAUUUGUGGCAAAUGAAGAGAAUAGAAGCCAAAUUAAAUAAGUGACAUUUUGUUUGUAGAUGAUGUUUAUAUAACAAUCAAUUGUAUAUCAAUUUCUGUAGAAAUUUAAAACAUUCAUCUGAAAUUCUUUUGUAUAUAGUUUUUUAAUAUAUAAACCACUGCCACAUACAAUUACAAAUAGAAAGAAAGGGAGUUAAUUCAUUCAACAUAUCACAAAUUGUGUUUGUUCAGUCACCUCUUAAGUUGAACAAUGCUUCUCACAGUCAUUUAAGAAGGGUUGGAUGGGCAUGAGUGUUAGAUUAUGAUAGUCAUAACUUAAUCAGUUCUAAUUUCUUCUAAAAUUACUGAAAAAUGAAAGAAGAUGCACAUUGAUUGAUCUAUUAAUGAUUUUGCCCUUUGGAAUUAAUUAACCAAUUACUAUUGAUGGUACAAGAUUGUUCAGAAUUACAAGAACAAUUUUUAACUUUGGAUGCAAAAGGAAGGGGAUGUUUUGUUAAAUGUUGCCCCUGGACCAAGCUGUAAAUUUUCCCACAUCAGCUUUGGGCUUUAGAUCUAGUAUUUCACUGUAUCCAUCACUGUCAUUUUGGAUAGGAACUAGCAAGAUCUGUGACAAGUACUAUGUAUAAUAAUGCCAGUUGCAUAUUAGAAAAAUAGGUAGGUCUUCCUUUAAUACUGUGCUUACCAUACAGUAUGUUUAACUUCAAAUAUUGUACAUAGUUUCCAAUGUAGAUGUAUUUCUGCAAAAAUGUACUAUUACACUUGAAUUAAUUGAAAUAUUAAUCUACCCUUUCCGCACAUCAUUUUUACUAGAUUUUAUGAAGGGAGUGUUGUGGGGUGUGUUGUGUGAUCCUAUCUGGUGAUGGCAUGAUGAACAAAAAAAUAUUUUUUUAAUGAAAAUGUGCAUCUUAUAGAAAGUCAUCCAAAGGGAAAUGCUUAGAAUGGUGCUAAUAAAUAAUUCAGUAAGAGUCCUGGAAGAGGGGUGGAGUAGUGUGGAUUGAAUAUCUUCAUUAGAAAAGAGAUAUUUAUGGCAAUGUUGUACAAGAAUGACUUGCCUUCUAUACUCCUACAUUGAAUUAUCUAUAAUUUAAGAAUGGCAGAUACCUCCAUUACAUUCCUCCUUUCACUUUAUAAUCCAAAAAAGAAAAAAUACAAUUUGCUUGCCUGCUACAGGGUGAUCUUACUUAGAAAAAUAUAAGAAAAAUUUAAAAGCCAAGAUAUUUUCUGUUAGUUUUUAAACCUUGAAAAUCAUAUUUGCUCAGUUAUUUGUAAUAAAGAAAUUAAUUUGUAGCUACCUUUUUAACUUUUCAUUUUAUU